AUGGUCUUCAUCCUAGGUGUCAACUUCCACGAGCAGAAGCUGGUCAAGAAAGCGCUCGAAAGCUUCUACGCCCUCGGCCCGCAGACCUCGGCCCGCAUCCUCGCGAAAUACUACAUACACCCGCAGGCCAAGGUCGGGUCUCUGGCGCCCAAGACCGUCACGGCGCUCACGGCCGAGCUGUCGACGAUGACGAUAGAGAACGACGCGCGGAGGAUAGUACAGGACAACAUCAAGCGGUUGAGGGACAUGGGCACCUAUAGGGGUAGGCGGCACGCCAUGGGCUUGCCGGUGCGCGGCCAGAAGACGAGGAACCAGAACGCGACGCCCAGGAAGCUGAACCAGGUCGAGCGGAGAGGUUAA
Molecule: messenger RNA, 360 nt
Organism: Thyridium curvatum
Lineage: Eukaryota; Fungi; Ascomycota; Sordariomycetes; Thyridiales; Thyridiaceae
Exons: 3
Coding region: 1-360 (119 amino acids)
Biological process (GO): translation
Cellular component (GO): ribosome; mitochondrion; small ribosomal subunit
Molecular function (GO): RNA binding; structural constituent of ribosome
Source: RefSeq, a predicted model, not a curated record